AAGAUUAUGUCAUCACUGAGUAAGCAGAAUUCUUUCCUUAGCCCAAAACGAAAUAGUAUAGCAAAUAUGGAAUAUAUAAGUUUUACAACAAGUUAAAUCAAAUACCCAAUAUCAUCAAUAUCAACUAUGGAUUCGUUUGAGGCUGCUACUCAGUUCAGUCAGAUACUUCGGAAUUUGACUCCUUCCUUACAAACAUUGACUAAAGCUGCUCAUUUUGCUUUAAAGAAUAGUGAAAGUGAAGAUUAUUUAUUUCCAACCAUCAUAGAAGUUAUAUCAGAUAAUAGCAUUGAAUUGAAUACUAAAUCGAAUCUAUUCCAAUUCAUUGAAGUCUUGAUCAAUGAAUCAUUUUACUUCUCCAAACAAUCCAAAUAUAAUCAUCCAUAUGUUCAAAAUCUAAAACAAUCAUUACCUAGCAUCAUCUUACAAGUUCUUCCAAAUGUUAAUAAUUCAAACAUUUAUAAUGUAUAUAAAAGUCUUAUUAAGAUAUCGAAACAAUUCAAAAUCAAUAGUAAGGAAUAUAUCCAUCAAUUCAAUGUCAGUCUUUUAAAUGAUGAUGAUUUAAAGAAUAUAGAUGAUAAUAUACCCUUUCCUCAAAUUGGGAUAAGUGAAAUUAAUAAAUCAUUAGAUCCAUUAUUAUCAGCUUGGGAUAUCUUAAUCCAAAAGAAAAGACAAAGUGAAUAUGAAAGAUUACGAUUAUUAAAUCAUACCGAAUUUGAAUCUGAAGAUGUGGCUGAAGAUCUUAUGUUUUCAAUCAAAGAGAAAAGUGAUAAAUCAACAACUUUAUUAUCUAAAAAGCAAAUACUAUGGAGAAUGGAAGAAGAUAGAGAAUCUCAUAAACGGUCCAAGGAAGGUUUAUGGAUGGUUAAUAGAAGUAAGGAAGAUAACUCAGUUGGGGAAGAAGAAUUCUUGAAUAUGUAUUGGAACAAAUAUGAUGUUUUAAAUCAUGAAGAAGAUAAAGCUCUCUUAGAUUCACUUGGUGAAUUAAAUAAGAUCGUGGCUGCAAGUUAUAAAGAUUCACAAUUUUAAAACUUAUGUUAUUUUUAAAUAUAUUUUUAAAUACCUAUACAUACGAAAUAUAAUAUAUAUA
Molecule: messenger RNA, 1087 nt
Organism: Scheffersomyces coipomensis
Lineage: Eukaryota; Fungi; Ascomycota; Pichiomycetes; Serinales; Debaryomycetaceae
Exons: 1
Coding region: 127-1026 (299 amino acids)
Biological process (GO): positive regulation of transcription by RNA polymerase I; positive regulation of DNA-templated transcription, elongation
Cellular component (GO): CTDK-1 complex
Source: RefSeq, a predicted model, not a curated record